AACUGAAUGGAACGGCAAUACAGUGUCAGUUGACGAGAGAAAACCCAGAUUCACGGGCGGGAGGACUGUAAUCCCAGUGGUCAAAAUCGAAGGGAGUACGAGUACGUUGAAUUGCAGCGGCGGCGGCAAAGUAGCGAACUAUGGCAACUUCAUCUGCUCCUCUCAGUAGCUACUAUGCCGACGAAAGAGAGAACACAACAUCUUGGGACACGCACUAUCAGAGACGUGGGCGCAAUCGAGAAGUUCACGACUACAUCAACUCCUCCUCGGGAGGGGGGCAUCGCAGCAAUUACGAUCACAACCCCCAGCACCGACCGAGGCGUUCUCUGAGUGCGGAUUCACGUCCACAAUACCAAACGAAAACCAAUCAAAACACGGCGCAUUCUCCAUACGGUUCUUUGUCGCAGCGAAACGUCGGGCCAUCGCACAUUCAUUCCGAUCGUGCCCAGUCGGACGUUGGUGCGACCACGAACUCGAAUUCCAUUGGCUUCUACCAGCUCCCUGGCUACGGAGGCGUUGUCCACGACGACACAGUAUUGUAUUCAAGUGGUGGAAGACGACGACUAGAAGAGCAGCAGCAACAACGAUACAGUACGAGCCAACGGGUAUUGUUUGCAGAAGGACAGCAUAAUCGUGCGAGAAAGAACGCUCGAGAGAACGCCAUGUCUUACCAGAAUGAUAACGGUCGUCACCAAUAUUCCUCUUCGUACGAAGACGCGAGGCAAUAUUACGAUUUCGCCAAGGACAAUCUCGUAACUUUUGGACGAUGCGAUGAACCAACCGAAAGCACGGGAUUCAGUCAAGAGGAGCUCUUGCAACGAAAACGACGGGAAGAUACAUGGCAACAGCGACGGGGAAAGCGGAGCAGCAAAGCCAACAAACAGCAACGUAUCAUUAGUUUUCCAUCAAGUCUGCUCAAAAGAAGCGGCAAAGGCCAGGCUCAAUCUGCGCAGUCUCAGCGACAAUAUCAGUCUGGGUACGGGAACGAAGAUACAGCAAACAACGGCCGUGGGGAUGGUCUUUAUUCAAACAGUAACAGCGGUCGAAACAAGGGGGCUAGAAGUGCAGUGGUGAGUAUUUCGUUCGUAAAAAUGCUGCGUCGAAUUCCUUUUUUUAAGGAUAUCGAUGCAUAGUUGACAAAAGGUAUCUGCUACUAACGUUAUCUGAACUGAAAUGAAUUCGUGUUUCGAUGAAUUGCGACUAGGUUCGACGCCAUAGGGACAAAAUCAAAAGAUUGCAAAUGGCAUCGUGCUAUUCAGCGUCGGAAGAUAAUAGCAACAGUAGUGACAGUGCCAACGACACUUUUGAUCGCUUCAUGGAAGAUCCAAACUUGCUACCAGCAAAUGCAAAGAAUGGUAUGGUAUUAGAUUCUCGGAAUGUUAACCUUGAUCGCGAUUACCUUUCGGUACCAAUCGCUCCGGACCGUUCCACUCCUUCGGAAACAACGCCUAAAUCUAGACGCAACACAAACCGUCCCACAUACUCCGAUUUCACACCCACAUCUGACUACACUCCUCAAAAUUUCAACAUUUCGAAACGUGAAGAGAUGUUUACCAAAGACACAUCACCUACAUCGGUAAUGAAUCUCCAAGUGGGCAAUGCCGGAGGGGUGCGAUGGAACAAGAACCUCACGCAACAAGAAUAUAUCUUAAGUCCUCAACAAACAAAACUGAAUCCUGAUUCCGAUCACUCUCGGCCGGGAAGCUCAGGCCAAAAACCAAAAUCUAUUCUCCGGGGUCGACAUUCUUCUUCGUAUAAUCAAAACGGCAAUGUGGAAGGCGGGGCGAUAGAUCCCUCAAAUGAUUUCCCAUUCGUCGAUUUCAAUAGUCCCGAAAUGCAAUCAAAUAUGGAUAACUCAGCGAGAGAAAACUCGAUCGAGAGCUUUCAAAAUCCGUUUCCCGACGACCCAUUCAAAAUGGACUUUUUCGACGAAAAUGAGCGUUCGAUAUCUCCGAUUCAAACGGAUACUGGUGCCGAUAACUCUGGAAAAUUUCCCGAAUCGUACGUUAAUUUUAUUGAAGCUGUUGCCUCAGUAGUCAUUCAGACAAAGAUACGACAAAAGCUUGCUAGAAAUAAAGUGCAAAAACUACGAAACGACCUGAGAAUUCAACGAGCGACCGGGUCGUCCGGGACGAACAUGACCCCAAUGGUCCGUAAAUCCUACGACCUUGCGAGAAAACUUAGGAACGACAAGAAAAUGAAAGAACGAACACGGAGAGGCAACGCUGCACUUGAUUUCUACACUCUUGCUGCCAUUCAGAUUCAAGCUGCUUUUCGCGGUUGGUGGGUUCGGGAUUGUCUUGGAGUCGAUAAUUAUUGUGCAACAAUGAUUCAGAAGGAAUUUCGGGGAAUGCUACGUAGAAGAGAAUAUCUGUAUGAUCUCUACAAUAUAGUCCUUGUACAAUCAAUCUGUCGACGUUGGUUGGCAACAGAUACCACGGUAACAAGAAUAUAUUGCAUCGUAAGAAUUCAGGCGUUUGCUAGAGGUUUCCUGGUGCGGAAGAGAGUGGGAUUCGAUUUGUUUGAAAAAGAUGUGUAUGAUGCCGCAGCGACCAUGAUACAAACUCAAUGGAGGGCCUUUGCGUGUGAGAUGAAAUUCCUGCGGGCAUACGAAGAUAUUCUUGUUGUACAGAGCAUAGCUCGUGGAUGGAUAACAAGAAGGUAUCUCAGUUCUUCAAAGAGAUCGACGAAGGCAAGAACCUUUCGACGAGUCGAAGCACAUUCGCGUUUCAAGCGUUCAAAGGCCCCAUCGAAACUUCGCAACGAUUUCUCACCUGCAUAUUCUAAUCACGUCGCAUUCAUGACGAAAACACUGAGCCCGGUACGGAAACCGAAGGAUUCACUUAAUCGGCCAUCUUCCUAUCGAAAGGCAUGGAAACCUCCACAUACAAAGGAAGACAAUUUCUCUUUUCGAGAUCACCAAGAGACCUUCAAUACAAAUAAUUUCUAUGGAAAGGCUAAGAAAGCUCCACAUACAAAGGAAGACAAUGCCUCUUUUCAAGAUCAACAAGAGACCUUACACACAAACAAACAAAAUUCUGUCGAAAGAAAAGUUGCGAAACACGGCUCAACCUCUCGUGAUCAGGCAGCGAAGAAGUUAGACGACAAGAGAGUCGAACCAGAGCAGGUCAAAAGUCACGAGAUAGAGUUAAACAAAUCCAAGGCUCGCGCUGUUAUUGAAAGACGUCGAAAAGAAAGGGAACUUGAGAUGAGAGCAAACGAAGUGGAAGAACAAAGGCGUAAUCAAUCACAUGCAGCCGACAUGGCAGAAAUUUCACUCCGACGAAAGUCGAUGGCAUUGAAGGCCGAAGCACGAAAGAAACAAGAGGUAGCUACGACACAAAACAGUGUUACUGGUACAAUCGAACAUGCAAAGCCAGCUAAGGGAAUUUCUGAUUCGAGUAAAGAAUCUCUUUUUUCGAAGCGCAUGCGAGACCUUGAAACGCCCAAAAGCGUUGUCUCCUCAACAAAAACAGACAGUGCACUCACUGGCAAAAGGAAUGUAACGAUAUCGGGAGAUAAAUUAAGACCGAACAGGCCUGCCUCAAAGACGAUGGACGCAAAAGAUGAAGUCAUACAAACUUCCGGUGGUCAGAAAACAUCUGACAAAAAAUCUAGUGCCGAUGCCAAACCAAUGCAGCCAAAAAGCAAAAGUAAAGCUGGAAACCAAGCCGGCAAAUCGAAAUAUCAAGAUUUAAUGCAAUCUCUUCGUAGCGAAUCAGAGCAAAAACGCAUCGACGAGAUGCACAAUAUUUUUCGCCAGGCUGGCCUCAUGUCGAGAGCUAAGCGUACAACUGUUGCCCAAGUCCACAUUGACAAUGGAACGAACCUUUAAAAUAAAUUGAGCAAAUUUGU
Pseudo-nitzschia multistriata is the source of this 3855-nucleotide messenger RNA. The record is from the annotation of a GenBank genome assembly. Lineage: Eukaryota; Bacillariophyta; Bacillariophyceae; Bacillariales; Bacillariaceae.